AUGAACACCCUCAGCCACAACGGCCAGCCAGGAGGCUACGAGCACGAUGCAUACCACGGGAAAUCUCGCGAUCUGGAACAUGGAUCGCCCGAGAAGGACGCCUAUCACGGCCCAGGCCCCGCCGAUCCCUACGCACACGGGCCUGAUGGCAAGCCCAUCGUUUACGAAGACGAGAUGAGGAUAGCUGGUGUCAAACGGAUCGAGGCCAUUUCGGCGCAGCUUGGACCGAAAGCCCGCGCACUCGUCUUCCUCGGAUGCUUUUUCCUUGCUUAUGGGUACGGUCUUGAUGGAAAUAUCCGUUACAACUACCAGUCUAUCGCUACUGCCGAGUACUCACAGCAUUCGCUACUGACAACCGUCAACGUAAUCAGAGCCAUCGUUGGCGCAGUAGGACAGCCCACUGCAGCCAAGAUUGCCGAUGUCUUUGGCCGUCUGGAGCUCCUGCUCGUCUCGAUUGUCUUUUACGUCGUCGGGACUAUCGUUGAGGCCACAGCCAGCGGGCCUGGCUUCAUCGAAGCCUUCUCGGCAGGUGCCGUUCUCUAUCAGGUUGGCUACACCAUGGCGAUCCUCUUGGUGGAGGUCAUGAUCGCCGACAUGUCCUCGCUCCGCACUCGUCUUUUCUUCUCCUUCGUCCCCAAUAUGCCCUUCCUCAUCAACACUUGGGUAUCUGGAGACGUCUUUGCCGCUGUUCUCCUCGUCACCACCUGGCGAUGGGGUAUCGGGAUGUGGGCUAUCAUCUACCCAAUCUCGUGUCUCACCCUCGUCGGCGUCCUGUCCUACGCCCAAAUCAAAGCUCGCCGGGCGGGCGCGCUCGCCGACUACCGCUCGCCCUUCCAGACUCAGGGUAUGCGCGUCUUCUCCACCCUCUUUUGGCAGCUUGACGUCGUCGGUAUCCUCCUCAUGAUCAUCGCCUUUGGGUUCUUCCUCACUCCCUUCACCCUCGCCGGUGGCGCCUCGUCCAGCUGGGGAGAGGCCAAGAUCAUCGCCCCCCUUGUGGUCGGGUUGGCAUUCUUCCCCAUCUUUGUCAUCUGGGAGCUCAAAUGCCGCUACCCGCUUCUGCCUUUCCACCUUCUCAGAGACAGAGGCGUCUGGGCCGGCUUCGGUAUCGCUUGCACCUUGAACACCGCCUGGUACAUGCAGGGCGCCUUCCUCUUCCCCGUCCUCCAGGUCGCCUUUGGUCAAUCCAACCUUUCCGCCACCCGUAUCGGUUCCAUCUUCACAUUUGCCAGUACCCUCACCGGUAUCAUCCUCGGCAUCAUCGUCAUGCGCGUCCGCCGCCUGAAAGGCUUCAUCGUCUUUGGCUGCUGCCUCUUCGCCGUCGGCUUUGGUCUCUUGAUCCGCUACCGAACCGGUGCGAACCCAUCCGACAUCUCCGGACUGAUCGGCGGCGAGGUCGUCAUUGGUAUUGCUGUCGGCAUGUUCUCGUACCCUACUUUGGCCAGCGUACAGUCCAGGACAAAGCAUGAGCAUGUGGCGGUCGUAACUGGUCUCUACCUCGCCUGCUACAACAUCGGGAACGCUCUCGGUAACACCAUCUCCGGCGCCGUCUGGUCCAACCGCAUGCCCGUCGAGCUCAGCCAGAACCUCACCAACCAGACUCUGGCCGCUAGCACCUAUGCCAACCCGUACGGUAUCCUUCUCACUUACCCGUUCGGUACGCCCGAGCGAGCCGGCAUGCUCGUCGCUUACGGCAACGUCCAGCGGAUCUUGGCCAUCAUCGGUGUUUGCCUCUGCGUGCCGCUCGUAUGCUUCUCGCUGCUGCUUCGUGAUCCCACUCUCGGGACCGAGCAGUCUCUGGCCAAUGCCGAGUCGGAGGAGCUGAGGCAGGAGGAGAAGUCGAGGGGGUGGUUCAGCUGGCGCUAG
Dioszegia hungarica is the source of this 1863-nucleotide messenger RNA. RefSeq names its product siderochrome-iron transporter-like protein Sit1. Gene Ontology annotation, biological process: intracellular iron ion homeostasis; transmembrane transport. Gene Ontology annotation, cellular component: vacuolar membrane; endosome. Gene Ontology annotation, molecular function: siderophore-iron transmembrane transporter activity. The transcript has 10 exons. Lineage: Eukaryota; Fungi; Basidiomycota; Tremellomycetes; Tremellales; Bulleribasidiaceae. The record is from RefSeq and is a predicted model, not a curated record. The coding region runs from base 1 to 1863 and encodes 620 amino acids.